This is a messenger RNA of Closterium sp. NIES-65, 1071 nucleotides long. Lineage: Eukaryota; Viridiplantae; Streptophyta; Zygnematophyceae; Desmidiales; Closteriaceae. The record is from the annotation of a GenBank genome assembly.
AUGAGCUUCCCCCCAUCCCCUUCCCUGCUUCCCCCCAUCCCCUUCCCUGCUUCCCCCCAUCCCCUUCCCUGCUUCCCCUCAUCCCCUCCCCUUCUUCCCCCCAUCCCCUUCCCUGCUUCACCCCAUCCCCUUCCCUGCUUCACCCCAUCCCCUUCCCUGCUUCCCCCCAUCCCCUUCCCUGCUUCCCCCCAUCCCCUUCCCUGCUUCCCCUCAUCCCCUCCUCUGCUUCCCCCCAUCCCCCUCCCUGCUUCCCCCCAUCACCUUCCCUUCUCCCCCCCAUCCCCUCCCCUGCUUCCCCCCAUCCCCCUCCCUGUUUCCCCCUAUCCCCUUCCCUUCUUCCCCCCAUCCCCUCCCCUGCUUUCCCCCAUCCCCUGCCCUGCUUCCCCCCAUCCCCCUCCCCGCUUCCCCCCAUCCCCUUCCCUGCUUUCCCCUAUCCCCUGCCCUGCUUCCCCCCAUCCCCCUCCCUGCUUCCCCCCAUCACCUUCCUUGCUUUCCCCCAUCCUCUCCCCUGAUUCCCCCCAUCCCCCUCCCUGUUUCCCCCCAUCCCCUUCCCUUCUUCCCCCCAUCCCCUUCCCUGCUUCCCCCCAUCCCCUUCCCUCCUUCCCCCCCUGCUGCCUCCCAUCACUCUCAUUCUCCUUCCUCCCGCACUCACACCUCUCAGUCCUCUCGCACUCUCUCUCUCCGUCCUCUCGCACUCGCACUCUCCUCCCCACCACCCUCAGCCCUCCUUCCCCUCACACCCACCCCUGUUCCCACCUGCCCUCCCCAUCCCUGCCUUUCCCUCCCUGCCCUGCCCUUCCCUUCUCCAUCCCUUCUCAACCCUUCCCUUUCAUGUCAUGCCCUCCCCUUCCCCCUCAUCUUCCGCCCUCUAGUUACCAUGCAUGUGCACCCAUCACUGUCUCCCCAUACCGGUACAUGCUUUCAUCAUGUGCGCUUGCUUGUGUUCCCCUGCAGUUGUUCCCUUGGCACCUCACACCACUUCCCCCAUGUUCCAUCACACAAUUCUUUCUGCCUACUCCACUCUCCAAACUUUCAGUGGUGAAGCAGAGGAGCAAGCUGAGGCGCAGCUAG